AUGAUUGUUAUAGACGGCACCAAGUAUUCAUGUCAACGUUGUAUUCGUGGCCAUCGCGUCUCCGGCUGUGACCAUUACGAUGAGGAGCUCUUCAUCAUCAAACGAAAAGGACGACCUUCCAGCAUGUGCAUGUACUGCCGAAGAACGCGCCAGGCAAGAAAUAAUAAGAUCAAGUGUGUUUGUGCUGGUCCGUCAGAGAGCUGCGCAAGCCUGACCUGUAAAAACGCCGACAACUCCAAGGGCUGUACCUGUGCCCAGAACAACUCCCAGCAGAUGCAAACUAUUCCUGCUAGCUGUGCACGCGCGCUCAUUGCCUCCGGCAAGCUCGAUAACCGUGCAAGCAACAACUUUAGGAGCUACCCCUCUCAGAACGAAGCCACUCAGCGCACACUUGCAUACGACGAACGGUCGACAACUUACCCGAACACGGACCCGUAUGCCCCUCUUAGUCCUCCCGAGUCUAUGUGCAGCGAUAACUCUGAUAUCAGGAGCGUCGAUUCUAACAUGAACUCCCCCCGCAUCUCCGACAGUGUCCUCGAGAACAUGGGUAUGAACAGCCUGUCGAGCAGCAACGACGUGCCCUUGAGGCGAUCUAUCCAGCCAAGUACACCCUCGUCUUUCAAGACCUCGGUGUACCCUGGCUACGACACGCAGUUCGAGCUUUAUACCCUUCCUCAGCGCUUUACUUUUGAGGAGCGAUUUCAGGAGCCAAUUGUAAAUUUUGAGGACGACGCAUUCGGAUUCCCUCAGGGAUCCUCUUCUUUCUCUCGCAUGAGUUAUUUAUAUAGUCACUAG
Wickerhamiella sorbophila is the source of this 795-nucleotide messenger RNA. Its product is annotated as Copper resistance protein CRF1. Lineage: Eukaryota; Fungi; Ascomycota; Dipodascomycetes; Dipodascales; Trichomonascaceae. The record is from RefSeq and is a predicted model, not a curated record. Bases 1 to 795 code for a protein of 264 amino acids. The transcript has a single exon. Gene Ontology annotation, molecular function: DNA-binding transcription factor activity, RNA polymerase II-specific; RNA polymerase II cis-regulatory region sequence-specific DNA binding; copper ion binding. Gene Ontology annotation, cellular component: nucleus. Gene Ontology annotation, biological process: intracellular iron ion homeostasis; positive regulation of transcription by RNA polymerase II; intracellular copper ion homeostasis.